Messenger RNA from Hibiscus syriacus, 498 nucleotides. RefSeq lists its product as uncharacterized. Lineage: Eukaryota; Viridiplantae; Streptophyta; Magnoliopsida; Malvales; Malvaceae. The record is from RefSeq and is a predicted model, not a curated record. The transcript has a single exon. Bases 68 to 415 code for a protein of 115 amino acids.
CAAACGCCCUCCACCAGGCCACCUUUUGCUUAAAGAAUUCUCUCUUCUGAAUCUCUCAAAGACUUCAAUGGAAUAUUACAGCAGAUCAAGGUCAUAUGGCAAUGGGAUGAUGAAGUUGGAUACCUACCAGGAGGCACCACCAAGGCCAGGUUCCUAUGAGCUAAGGUCCUAUAGCGUUUCCUAUGCACAGUCCCGGAUGGCGGCCAACACCAGGGACUUCAAGUUGAAGAAAGUGAAGAGCACUUCGGGUUCGUCUUCUUCAAGAUCGUGGACCUUUGGUGACCCUGAGUUUCAAAGGAAGAAAAGGGUUGCUAGCUAUAAGAUGUAUAGUGUUGAAGGUAAGGUCAAAGGGUCCUUGAGGAGGAGCUUCAGGUGGCUUAAAGAUAAGUACACAGAAGUUGUUUAUGGCUGGUGAUGAUUAUUGCAAGUUGUUAUGAUCCUUUUCUUUUAUGCUUGACCUUGCUUGUAUCCAAGGUAUGUAAUGAUAAAUGACUUGAA